Molecule: messenger RNA, 650 nt
Organism: Drosophila rhopaloa
Lineage: Eukaryota; Metazoa; Arthropoda; Insecta; Diptera; Drosophilidae
Gene: Sec61gamma
Product: protein transport protein Sec61 gamma-2 subunit
Exons: 2
Coding region: 143-349 (68 amino acids)
Biological process (GO): post-translational protein targeting to membrane, translocation; protein targeting
Cellular component (GO): membrane; Ssh1 translocon complex
Molecular function (GO): transmembrane protein transporter activity
Source: RefSeq, a predicted model, not a curated record
UGCAAUGCAACCCUGGCGUUUGACACUUUGACGUGGACACGAACAACAACGAAUAGUAGGGUCGACGCGGCAGCAGACGAUACUAGCUCAUUUAAGUAGAAAUUUUCGAUUAAAGCAGAGAACCCAGCACACUUCACAAGACAUGGACAAGGUUGUUAAAUUCGCCGAGCCUGGACGCGCCUUCGCCAAGGACUCGAUCCGUCUGGUCAAGCGAUGCACCAAGCCCGACCGCAAGGAGUUCCAGAAGAUCGCAAUCGCCACCGCUAUUGGUUUCUGCAUCAUGGGCUUCAUUGGCUUCUUUGUCAAGCUGAUACACAUCCCCAUCAACAACAUCAUCGUGGGCUCCUAAGUGCGGUUGAGAUUACAAAUUCAAAUCAUCCAUUCUAGCAUAUGUCAGAUAAAUUUUUUUCGUUUAGUUAACAUGCAUUAUAUAGAUAGAGAAAAACUAUGUGCAUUCAGCGAAUGUCUUUCUUACAGAAUUUUCAUACAUGUGAAAACGUAUUGUAAAUUUUCAAAAUUCCAUUUAUAACUCUAUGUUGAGGUGCAUGAACAAGUUAGUUAAUAAGAGCCAAUUGUAAAAACAUUCAUCCCAUUUGUUGGUGGGCUUGUGAACCCGUUAAUAAAUGUUAAAUCGAUUUUUCAACUAAAAA